Anoplophora glabripennis (Asian longhorned beetle) is the source of this 1090-nucleotide messenger RNA. RefSeq lists its product as uncharacterized. NCBI's taxonomy places the organism in Eukaryota, Metazoa, Arthropoda, Insecta, Coleoptera, Cerambycidae. The transcript has 3 exons. The record is from RefSeq and is a predicted model, not a curated record. Bases 691 to 1071 code for a protein of 126 amino acids.
UGUUUGUGGACAAAGACAAUAGUGAAAAAUUCCCGCAUUUUUUCACAUAGGAAUGUUCCAUGUCUAUCUGCAGCACAUACAUUGUCCCAACAAUCAUGCGAAUAUGUUUGACAAACAACACAACGCUGUCUCAGGGGGUGAUCUUCUAUCCUACAGCGUUCACAGCGGUCCCUAACAAUACCAAAAUUUGUGAAUUUUAAUUCCUGGCACUUUUCACAUUUAAUCCUUCCCGAUACUUCUACAGACAUCUGAUCUUUUGCAACACACAUCGGGCAAUGUCCCGUACAAUCGUUAAUGUUCUAUUUUUUACAUAUGUCGUAACAGUUGUGACAUGUAAAUAAAUCAUUUACACGAAAAGGAAGCGCCAUUACUUUAACUUUUGAAUCCCACUAGUUCGAAAAUGGCAUUUUUUGAUACUUUUGAUUCACUAAUUGAGAUGUUAAAACAUAAUAAACUCCUCCUAAUUCGAUAAACCCUUAUAUAGCUAUAUAAACCCCCUUAUUACCCUUAUUAAGUAUAUCAUACAAAAAGAAAUUAAUAAUCCCUCAAUGUCAUUCAAGGUCGUUUACAACACAUAUCAGAUCGAAUGGAACUAUAACAUGUAUAUGUCAAAUGAAUGUCAGCCACAUAUAGCUAUAUAUGGGUUUAAAAUUUAUCAAGUAGUAUCUUGAAAGAAACUGUAGUGACAACAUGGAAAACAGAGGAGUGUUGUCGUCUUACGUUGAAAGAGUAGAAGCAGAUUCCACAACGUUUCCGUUUCAUGAAACGGGGAGUGCCCCAGCUAGAAAAUGGUCGUCAUCGUGGAGUGACAGCACGGUGACGUUGUAUGAUUUAGAGAUGGAAAAUUGUGUCGAUCAAGAACCAGAUUCCACAACGUCUCCGAAGAGGUCUGGGUCAACAACACCACCGAGGAUGUCCAGAUCAACAGAUGAUUUGAGCGAUAACGAUGAUGGACAGUCUCUGGAUAGUUCACAGUCGACUGCAUCUGAUGGCUUGAUGUUGGAUGGUGUGGACGAUCGCGUAGAAGCGUGGUUGAGUAUUUUGGUACGCGUCAUGCAGAAUGUGGAGUAGGAGAAAAUUGAAGAUUAAA